AUGGAGGGCAGUGAGAGAAGCGGUAACAGCUGUAGGAGUGAGAUAUCAAGCUUUGGCCUCAUGGACUUUCCACGAGGCGCUGACGGCGAAGUACAGCAAACCUUCCAACGCGCCACCUCCGAUGUUUCUCCGGAUAUGGGUCAACGGCCCCAAGCCAAUAAUCCUCAGUUCGACAUCUUCGAAUGGUACCCCAAAUACCAAUCCUGCCAACGAUACUUCGUCGAUCAUGCACAACAAAGCGCCCAAGUUCAAGCAGUCGCCGCCUUCGUCAACAUCCAUCUACCCAACCAACGACCGGUGAACCCCAUACCAGGCGCCUCACCACGACCACCGCUGGGCACCUCGUUUGGCCAACCCACCCUUCCAUCACAUCAAUCAUACGCAGCAGUCUCCCUCAUACCAUACCUUCGUCGCCUCGUCGUGACGGGCCUUGACUUUCCGGGCGUUCUACACGGCUUCUUCGGUGACGAUUGGGCGACGGGCGUUGGCCCUCUACAUGAGCAAGAGCGGAGAAAUUACCUUUUUGCGGCUAAGAGUGGCGGAUGGGCGAGUGUGAAGAGAGAUUAUGACAUGCUGCCAUUGGAGUCGGUGCCCUUCAUGAGGCCGCUCCAAGCGCCUAUCAUCGCGGAGAUUGAGGCGGCCGAGAAAAGCUGGAGCGAAUGGCUGGCUAUGGAAGAUUGGAUGGUGGGACCGCGAGCCCCGGAGAACAUGCCUGGUGAUGAGGACUCGCCCAGGGCGAGAGGGCAACGGUAG
Molecule: messenger RNA, 753 nt
Organism: Letharia columbiana
Lineage: Eukaryota; Fungi; Ascomycota; Lecanoromycetes; Lecanorales; Parmeliaceae
Exons: 3
Coding region: 1-753 (250 amino acids)
Source: RefSeq, a predicted model, not a curated record